Molecule: messenger RNA, 930 nt
Organism: Trichoplax adhaerens
Lineage: Eukaryota; Metazoa; Placozoa; Uniplacotomia; Trichoplacea; Trichoplacidae
Exons: 1
Coding region: 1-930 (309 amino acids)
Biological process (GO): tRNA processing
Molecular function (GO): flavin adenine dinucleotide binding; tRNA dihydrouridine synthase activity
Source: RefSeq, a predicted model, not a curated record
AUGCAAGCAGAAAAUAUUGUCGUUGAACUAUUAAAAAGUAAUAAAUUAGUGUAUAUGUCUGCUCCUAUGGUUAGGUAUUCUAAAUUGCCUUUUAGAAGUUUAGUCCGUAAAUAUGGAUGUGAUGUCGCUUUUACGCCCAUGAUUAUAUCAGAGUCGUUUAUUAAAUCAGAAAAAGCUCGUGCUAGCGAAUUCACAACGGUUGCAUCCGAUAGGCCGUUGAUAGUCCAGUUUGCAGCUAGUAAUGCAUUCGAUUUAGCGGAUGCAACAGAACUGAUUGUUCCAUACGCAGAUGGUGUCGAUUUAAACUGCGGAUGUCCACAGAGGUGGGCUAUGCAUGAAGGUUACGGCGCACAUCUAAUUAAUCAUCCCGAGUUGGUGAAGGAAAUGGUAAGACAUACGCGAUCGAAAAUUUGUAACGAAAAUUUCUCAAUUUCUAUCAAAAUAAGAAUUCAUAAUGAUAUUAAUACCACGGUGGACUUGUGUCGAAAGGCUGAAGCUGCGGGUGUUUCAUGGAUAACUGUACAUGGACGUACGACCUCUGAAAAGCAUACACCUGUUCACUACGAUGCUAUUAAGACAAUCAAAGAUAGUGUAAGCAUUCCAGUCAUUGCAAAUGGCAAUGUAUUCACAGUUGAUGAUGCCCAAGAAAUCUAUGAUAAGACUAAUGUCGAUGGCGUCAUGUCAGCUAGAGGUAUUCUUCGCAAUCCAGCCUUAUAUGCUGGAUAUAGUAAAACCCCUAUAUGCUGUGUGGAAGAUUUCGUACGAAUUACUUCUGAACUGGAAACUCACUUUACUCCUUUUCAUCGUCAUCUAAUAUUCAUGUUAGAAAAAAUUACUUGCAAAUCUGAUAGAGAAUUUUUCUGUUCUUUACGAAGCAAAGAUGAGGUAUUAAAUUAUCUACAUGAUCACCAUCAAAUUUUACUGGAAUAA